GCUCAAGACUCGGCCCUGGCCCGUGCGCCCGCGAGCGUUUACCUCUCUCCUUCGGCCCCUCUCGCCCACAAGGCGAUGGCCCCGCCGGCGCAGCAGGGGGGCGAGGACUCCCUGCGCUCGAAGGGCCUGCUGCCGGCCGUGGGCGUGGGCGCCGCCGUGUACUUCGUCACGGGCAUCGUGUCGAUCUCCACGCUGGGCCUCGUCGGUGUCGGUGCAGGCGUUGGCUACGGCGUCGGGAGCUGGAUCGCCGACAAGUACUACGCG
Messenger RNA from Prorocentrum cordatum, 264 nucleotides. The record is from the annotation of a GenBank genome assembly. NCBI's taxonomy places the organism in Eukaryota, Dinophyceae, Prorocentrales, Prorocentraceae.